AUGGACAGGCUGCCCCCGUCGAUGCGCAAGCGGCUGUACAGCCUCCCGCAGCAGACCGGCCCCAAAGCCUCGAUCAUGGACGAGGAGGACGACGACGACGGGGCCGGAGGUGGCGGCCAGGACGCCCGUCGCAAGAGCAUCCGGCUCCAGCCCUUGCCCGCGUCGCCGCCGCCGCCUCCGCCGCCAGGGGGCGCCCGCGGCUACGGGGCAGGCGAGCCCUCGCGGCCGGGCGGCGGGGAGGCCGUCGGGGGCCCGGCGGAGGGGGCGGCGGCGGGCGGCUGCCGGCCGAGCUCCAAGAGCAGCACCAACGGCGACUGCCGGCGCUUCAAGGGGAGCCUGUCGUCGCUCGCCAGCCGCCACCCGCACGACUCGGGCGAGGAGCGGCGCCUCAUCGGCAGCGAAGGCGACGCCGCUUCCCCCGGCGAUGAGCCGAGCCCGGCCAGCCCCGCCGAGGCCGAGCGAGCCCCCUUGGCGGCGGCCUCGUCCCCUUGCCCGUCUUCGCCUGCCCCGGACGCGCCGCCGCCCUCCUCCUCCGCCGCCGCCGCCUUCAUCAAAGUGGAAGCGGGUGGGGGUCCCGCAGGAGGAGGAGGAGGGGGCGACCAGAUCACCCCGGACGACGAGCAGAGGCUGGGCCAAGCCGGCUUCAUGCAGCGCCAGUUCGGGGCCAUGCUGCAGCCGGGGGUCAACAAAUUCUCCUUGAGGAUGUUCGGGAGCCAAAAGGCGGUGGAGCGAGAGCAGGAAAGGGUUAAGUCCGCCGGGUUCUGGAUCAUCCACCCGUACAGCGACUUCAGGUUUUACUGGGAUUUGACGAUGCUUCUCCUGAUGGUUGGGAACUUGAUCAUUAUCCCUGUGGGCAUCACCUUCUUCAAGGACGAGAACACCACGCCGUGGAUCGUUUUCAACGUGGUCUCGGACACCUUCUUCCUCAUUGACCUGGUCCUCAAUUUCCGCACGGGGAUUGUGGUGGAGGACAACACAGAGAUCAUCCUGGACCCGCAGAGGAUUAAGAUGAAGUACUUGAAGAGCUGGUUCGUGGUGGAUUUUAUCUCCUCCAUUCCGGUAGACUAUAUUUUCCUGAUUGUGGAAACCCGCAUCGAUUCGGAGGUUUACAAGACAGCCCGAGCCCUCCGAAUCGUGCGAUUCACCAAAAUCCUCAGCCUCUUGCGGCUCCUGAGGCUUUCGAGGCUGAUACGUUACAUCCAUCAAUGGGAGGAGAUCUUCCACAUGACCUACGACCUGGCGAGCGCUGUGGUGCGGAUCGUGAACUUGAUUGGCAUGAUGCUGCUGCUGUGCCACUGGGACGGCUGCCUCCAGUUCUUGGUGCCCAUGCUGCAAGACUUCCCGGACGACUGUUGGGUCUCGCUGAAUCGCAUGGUGAAUGACUCCUGGGGGAAGCAGUAUUCCUAUGCGCUGUUCAAGGCCAUGAGCCACAUGCUGUGCAUCGGAUACGGGCAGCAAGCCCCAGUGGGCAUGUCCGACGUUUGGCUCACGAUGCUGAGCAUGAUCGUGGGGGCCACCUGCUAUGCCAUGUUCAUCGGCCACGCCACGGCCCUCAUCCAGUCUCUGGAUUCCUCCCGCCGACAGUACCAGGAGAAGUACAAGCAAGUGGAGCAGUACAUGUCCUUCCACAAGCUCCCAGCUGAGAUGCGCCAAAGAAUCCACGACUACUAUGAACACCGCUACCAGGGCAAAAUGUUUGAUGAGGAGAGCAUCUUGGGAGAACUGAGUGAGCCCUUGAGGGAGGAGAUCAUCAACUUCAACUGCCGGAAGCUGGUGGCCUCCAUGCCCCUGUUCGCCAACGCAGACCCCAAUUUUGUCACAUCCAUGCUGACCAAGCUGCGUUUCGAGGUGUUCCAACCAGCCGACUACAUCAUCCGGGAGGGGACCAUUGGCAAGAAGAUGUAUUUUAUCCAGCAUGGGGUGGUCAGCGUGCUCACCAAGGGCAACAAGGAGACCAAGCUGGCUGAUGGAUCCUACUUUGGAGAAAUCUGCCUGCUGACCCGCGGCCGGCGCACGGCGAGCGUGAGAGCCGACACGUACUGCCGCCUUUACUCCCUCUCGGUGGACAACUUUAAUGAGGUGCUGGAGGAAUAUCCAAUGAUGAGGAGGGCGUUUGAAACCGUGGCACUGGAUAGGCUGGACAGAAUUGGUAAGAAGAACUCCAUCCUGCUACAUAAAGUCCAGCACGAUCUCAACUCGGGCGUCUUCAACUACCAGGAGAACGAGAUCAUCCAGCAAAUUGUGCAGCACGACAGAGAGAUGGCCCACUGCGCGCAUAACGUCCAAGCUGCCGCCGCCUCCGCACCGACGCCGGUUAUCUGGACGCCACUUAUCCAGGCCCCCUUGCAAGCCGCGGCAGCCACCACGUCCGUAGCAAUAGCUCUCACCCACCACCCUCGCCUCCCGGCGGCCAUUUUCCGCCCUCCCGUCUCCGUUUUGGGUUCGCUGGGGCAGCCGCAGAACCAGACCCCGAGGCGGCUGAGACGGCUCCAUUCCUUGGUGUCGUCAGCCGGGCCGUCCAUCGUGGGCUCCCCUUCAAGCACGCCAUCCCAGCAGCACACUCCGGGAGCCGAGACCCAUUCGUCCUCCUCCUUCCAGAUCCACCAGCUGGCGGGGUUUACAGCCUCGGCCGGCUUGGGCCAGUUCCACCGGGCCUCGGCCGGUUCUCCCUCCACUGGCUCCGCUCAGCAAACCUUGGGCAGCCCGCCCCCUGCUGGACGGAGCCAGCUGCAGCAGAGGCCGGCGGAGUCGUCCGAAGGGACCGCUCCGCCACAGGCUCUCGACUGCCACCUGUCCAGCGGCUUUGGCCCUUUCCAGAGGGCCCCCGCUAGUUCACCGUCAGCCACCCCUCCCUUCGGCCCGCUCCCUUCCCAUUCGCCUGGCAGCCCCCUCGGCCCCUUGCUGCCCAGUUGCAGGCCCCAAGUGGGACAGCCCCAGCAACUCUCAGGAACUGGAGCACUGGGAGGGACGGACCACUUCCAGUUGCCAGCCUCAUCCAGUUCUCCAUCCUCUAGCUUAAGCCAGCUGGUGCAGCCGUCCGGAAGCCCCCCCUCGGCGGCCUGGCAGCCAACCCAGCCAAGUGCAUUAGGACCGUCAGCGGCGCCUGCGACUGUCGCUCAGGCGCACCACGAAAGGUCACCCUUUGCCUCUAUGUCUCCCUCGAAACGGCCCGCUGUCCCCUCGCCUUUGUGCUCGCCCUCAAGCCUUAGCCCCCCUAGUCAAAGCCCUGCUCCCAGGACUUUCCAGUGCGGCCCUUCUGGGGCACUGGGCUCCCGUGGAUCUCUGCUGAUGCCUCAGACCUCCAGCCCACCUCUGCAGGUCUUUCCGCCCCGGAGUAGUCCAACCCUUCCGCCCGGACGAUUGACCCAAGACCUCAAGUUGAUUUCUGCUUCCCAACCGUCUCUACCCCACGAAACGGCUCAGACUCUAAGGCAAGGCUCUCCACACUCGUCUAGAGAGUCCGUUUCUAGCUUCUCAUCUUUCUCUGGAGGAGAAGGAGGAGGAGGAGGAGGAGGAGGAGGGACAAGACCUCUACGGAAGCCAUAUAGCUCUGUGCCAGGGCGAGUGACUCUACCACGCCAGACAUCCUCAGGUUCUCUGCCUCCGCCACCUGCAUUUGAGGCCCCUCGCACCAUUUCCCCAUCCCUGACUGCUGCCGAAGGGAAGAAAGGAUCUAUAGGGCUCGCUGGGGAACGGGAACCCGUCCGAUCUAAACUGCCCUCCAAUUUGUGA
Elgaria multicarinata webbii is the source of this 3732-nucleotide messenger RNA. RefSeq names its product hyperpolarization activated cyclic nucleotide gated potassium channel 4 (gene HCN4). The transcript has 8 exons. Gene Ontology annotation, cellular component: membrane; dendrite; HCN channel complex. The record is from RefSeq and is a predicted model, not a curated record. Lineage: Eukaryota; Metazoa; Chordata; Lepidosauria; Squamata; Anguidae. Bases 1 to 3732 code for a protein of 1243 amino acids. Gene Ontology annotation, biological process: regulation of membrane depolarization; potassium ion transmembrane transport; sodium ion transmembrane transport. Gene Ontology annotation, molecular function: voltage-gated potassium channel activity.